GAAAAUGAGAGAGAAAAAUAAAGUGGGAGACGAAGCUGGUUCCGUUUGAUGUCCCUGAUUUUUUUACAUACACAUCCUCGGCUCUCUCGUCUCUCGUACAAGUAUCUGUAGUCCGAGUGACGGGCAUUUAAUUAAAUUACACAAUCAUGGCCCUUCAAUCACUGCGUUUAGCUGCAUCCGUGGCAAAACAAUUUCCAAAUGCCACAAUUCAGAUGAAAUGGCCAGUAGCAAGUGUAUAUGCUACUCGUAAAUAUCAUGUCAGUUGCACCAGAAGAUCAGCUGAAAUUUCAGCUAUCUUGGAAGAACGUAUAUUGGGAUCAGCACCAAAAGCUAAUCUUGAAGAAACUGGUCGUGUAUUGAGCAUUGGUGAUGGUAUUGCUCGUGUAUAUGGUUUAAAAAAUAUUCAAGCCGAUGAGAUGGUUGAAUUUAGUUCUGGAUUAAAAGGUAUGGCUCUUAAUUUGGAACCAGAUAAUGUUGGUGUUGUCGUAUUUGGUAAUGAUAGACAUAUCAUGGAGGGUGAUAUUGUCAAACGUACUGGUGCCAUUGUUGAUGUACCAGUUGGUGAUGAACUUCUUGGACGUGUUGUUGAUGCACUUGGUAAUCCAAUUGAUGGUAAAGGUCCACUUAAUAAUAAGCUUAGAUUCCGUAUUGGUACAAAAGCUCCAGGCAUUAUUCCAAGAGAGUCUGUACGUGAGCCUAUGCAAACUGGUAUCAAAGCUGUUGAUUCUUUAGUACCAAUUGGUCGUGGUCAACGUGAAUUGAUCAUUGGUGACAGACAAACUGGUAAAACAGCUCUUGCCAUUGACACAAUCAUCAAUCAAAAACGUUUUAAUGAUGCUGGUGAUGAUAAAAAAAAACUUUUCUGUAUUUACGUUGCUAUUGGACAAAAAAGAUCUACAGUUGCACAAAUUGUCAAACGUUUAAGUGACUCUGGUGCAAUGGAUUAUACAAUUAUUGUAUCAGCAACAGCAUCAGAUGCAGCACCAUUACAAUACUUGGCACCAUACUCUGGUUGUGCUAUGGGUGAAUUUUUCCGUGACAAUGGAAAACAUGCUUUAAUUAUCUAUGAUGAUUUAUCAAAACAAGCUGUUGCCUAUCGUCAAAUGUCAUUGUUACUUAGACGUCCACCAGGUCGUGAAGCUUAUCCUGGUGAUGUCUUUUAUCUUCAUUCACGUCUUCUUGAACGUGCUGCUAAGAUGAACAUUAAACUUGGUGGUGGUUCAUUGACUGCAUUGCCAAUUAUUGAAACACAAGCUGGUGAUGUAUCAGCUUACAUUCCAACAAAUGUCAUUUCAAUUACUGAUGGACAAAUUUUCUUGGAAACUGAACUUUUCUACAAAGGUAUUCGUCCAGCUAUUAAUGUUGGUCUUUCAGUAUCACGUGUAGGUUCAGCUGCUCAAACAAAAGCCAUGAAACAAGUUGCUGGUUCAAUGAAAUUGGAAUUGGCACAAUAUCGUGAAGUUGCUGCUUUUGCACAAUUUGGUUCCGAUUUAGAUGCUGCAACUCAACAACUUCUUAAUCGUGGUGUUCGUCUUACUGAACUUCUUAAACAAGGACAAUAUGUCCCAAUGGCUAUUGAAGAACAAGUUGCUGUCAUCUACUGUGGUGUCCGUGGUUAUCUUGACAAAAUGGACCCAGCUAAAAUUACUGCCUUUGAGCAAGAAUUCCUUGCACACAUCAGAUCAUCCCACAAAGAAUUGACCGCUACCAUUGCCAAGGAAAACACCAUCAGUGAAGCAUCUGAUGCUAAACUUAAGAAAGUUGUUGUUGACUUCCUCGCUUCAUUCAACGCGUAAUAAGUCAUUAUCAAUUAUCAUUAAGAAUUUAAAUAAAAACAAGAAAAAAAAUAAAAUUUAAAACAAAAAAAAAAAUUUAAUAAAAACAU
Aphidius gifuensis is the source of this 1885-nucleotide messenger RNA. It is a transcript of the gene blw, whose product is annotated as ATP synthase subunit alpha, mitochondrial. The transcript is spliced from 6 exons. The coding region runs from base 147 to 1796 and encodes 549 amino acids. Gene Ontology annotation, molecular function: ATP binding; ADP binding; proton-transporting ATP synthase activity, rotational mechanism. Lineage: Eukaryota; Metazoa; Arthropoda; Insecta; Hymenoptera; Braconidae. Gene Ontology annotation, biological process: proton motive force-driven ATP synthesis; proton transmembrane transport. The record is from RefSeq and is a predicted model, not a curated record.